UCUCAUCAUCUUUCGUAGCAGCAGCAACUGUAAAAAAACCAGCCGAGUGAUAUAAGCAUAUGGCACAUGAAAAUGUUAGUUAUUUGCAAGUGUAUCGUCGUGGGUGCUAAUUAACAGGAACGAAGCAGGCGACUGCUCGUACAUUCGGUACGACGGGUGGGAACAGUACUGGCCGGGCUACUUGAUCGGCAACAACACAGUAAUUCAUCCUCGAGUGGUUGACGGUGUUGUUGCUUGUAUUUUUGGCAUACUUAAACAAACAGUACGCGAUAAGAUGUAUACGCAUGUCGCCGUUCACCGGUUUGUAGCGAAGGAGUCUUUCGUUAGGAACAUUAGAUUAUCUUCUCUUUGCUAAUAGAGAAAGUACAUCUUCCAGUAAUGGUUUUCCAUUGUUCGUCUCUCCUUAGCUAACACAACAUGGCGGACGAAUCGCAACCAAAUGGAACAGACGUUGUGGACAAGAUGACCGUUGAAGUGGCCGAAAUGGCUUUGGAUGCAAACGAAACAUCAAAGCAAACCGCUGCAGCAGAACCGGAAAAACCGACCGAAAAUGACGCGAAUGGAGCAGCGGCAAAACCAGCAUCAACAGCGGCCUUUAAGGAACAGUUUAAGGCAUUUUCGAAGUUUGGCGAUACCAAAUCGGACGGAAAACACCUAACGCUUUCGCAGAGCGACAAGUGGAUGAAGCAGGCGAAGGUUAUUGAUAAGAAGAUAACAACCACUGAUACGGGUAUACACUUCAAGAAACUAAAAUCGAUGAAACUAACGUUGGAAGAUUACAACAAAUUUUUGGAGGAUCUUGCAAAAACGAAGAAAGUCGAGCUGGAUGAAAUUAAGAACAAAAUGGCUAACUGUGGCGCCCCUGGUGUUCAUAAUGCAACGCCGGGGAAAGCGGCCGAUACGGUUGCACGCCUUACGGACACUUCCAAAUACACUGGGUCACACAAACAACGGUUCGAUGAAACUGGCAAGGGUAAGGGUAUAGCUGGCCGGAAGGAUCUGGUCGAUCAGUCCGGAUACGUGUCGGGAUAUGGGCACAAAAACACGUACGACAAAACCCAUUGAAAGGUCCGGAGCGUUGGACCGUUGAGCAUAAGGAACAACUCUAGCUGAAACUGAACUUCUUUAGCUGUGCUUCAAUAACGUUAAUGUAGCGUAAUUGUGCAUUGUGCGUUAGCGUUAAGUACGUGUGUAUUGAACGAUCAAUAACCAACAGAACGGCUCGAUAUGAUUUCACAACAUUGUGUACUGUGAGGGUUUAAAUUGCUAAACAAAAAAACGCGCAUCCUUUUCGCGUGGAAACAUGUAUUACAUGAUCAAAAAUGGAUAUAAUCAAAAUCUAACCAUCCUAUAAACAGUUUUUCGUUACAUGGUUUGUUAUUGAAAGUUGUGUUAGUUACACUUUUUACAUAUACAAUUGUUUGAUGUUUGUGUUUGUGUGUGUUUUUUUUUUUACUUUCAUCAUCUACAUAAUGUUAUGUCUAGUCCUUAAACGUAAAUCCAUUAGUGUAAGUUUAAAAUACAUCCAAUUUGUACCGAACCGGAUAGUGGACAGAGAGCAGGAGAGAUAUUCUGAACCAAAAAUACAUAAUUUAAAACA
Anopheles moucheti is the source of this 1600-nucleotide messenger RNA. It is a transcript of the gene ringer, whose product is annotated as tubulin polymerization-promoting protein homolog. The transcript has 3 exons. Gene Ontology annotation, biological process: microtubule polymerization; microtubule bundle formation; positive regulation of protein polymerization. The coding region runs from base 418 to 1065 and encodes 215 amino acids. Gene Ontology annotation, molecular function: tubulin binding. The record is from RefSeq and is a predicted model, not a curated record. Gene Ontology annotation, cellular component: microtubule. Lineage: Eukaryota; Metazoa; Arthropoda; Insecta; Diptera; Culicidae.